CCACCACCACCUAUGUCAGUGCUUGAUCCUGUGCCGUCUGCGACACCACCACCUCCAAGGCCGCCGCGGUUGCGGACGCCAAUGCCUGCUCCAGCGUCAACGCCACCAGGCGCGACAAGGCCUGAUUUGGAAGCGCUUAAGGAGUCCCUGCAGCUACCCCCGUCUGUGUCGGCGAAGCUGGUGUCAAAGUCACUGCCUAGACCGGAGAUGAGUAGGCGGGAUACGGAUACGUCUGUGUAUUCAGCGCGUAGUCAUGACUCUGGUGGUAGCGGGGCGUCAAAGUCAUCGGAGCCUGUCGCAGAGACCAAACGUACGCAUUCUGAACACCGGAGAGAAGGAGCUUUCGCGCCCUCUACACCUUCCGCCGGUUCAACCCCCAACCAUUCCCCUGCCGUAGAUAAACUCGAGACUCUGCCUGGCCUGAGCCGCCAUGCAUUUAGUUCGCCGCUCGCAAGCAAUCUGCCGAUAGUCGAGCCUGAAUCGGAUGUAGAUCGUGAACCUAUUCGUCGAGCUGCAAUGGAUUUACGACGCGAGAACAGCUGGGUGAGCCUUCGCGAGAUAAACGUUGCAUCCUCGCCGAACGGAGAAGCGCAGUGCCUGCCUGAGAAAAACCAUAGCCCACCUCACUCCCCAGAGAUUCACUUAUCACCACUUCCACCCUUGCCGCCACCGAAGACAAGCAAGAGCUUGGGUGUCGAGGAUGUGCGAACACUGUCAAGCGGGAGUAGCAGCGGCAAUCCGUUUAAGACCACUUUCAACAACCUCAGGCGAUUUUCCGCCCUUCCAAGAACACCGUCGUCGCUUUCGAUCAAGUCACUGUCCAAGACGAGUUCAUCGACCCCGAAGACGUCUCGCGAGCCGUCUCCCGUACCUGCCCUGACCCCCAAAAUCUCCCCGCGCCCAAAGAUCAUCAAUCCCAAUCCACCCGCUCUGAUCGGCCGCGACAUUCUCGUCAUGAAGUUCACGCACGAGCGCGCGCAAGCGUAUGCACAGAAGAUCCGGGAGCUCUCCAUGUGUGAUCCCGGUCUGCGCGAGUGGAUCACUGUGACAAUGACGAGAGGGAGUGCACGAGACAGAGUAAUACGGAAGCAGGCUGAACCAGAUAUUUCACCAGAGUUCGGCGCACGGACCCAGCCAUGGCAUGUAGCUUCUGGUUCGGUCGACUCAGAGGUAACGUUCCCGAGGCGUGCGGACGCGUACCACGCGACGGACCUCACCAUGCGUGCGGAUGAGGAGAUACUACCCAUAUCUCCGCCGUCCUCACUCCCUUACCCGUCCUUAGUGACGAGUCCUCCCUCUCGCUUCACUCCACCUCUCUCCCCAAUCUCUCCAUCCACACGGACAUACCAGAUACCACUGUCUAGCGGCACAAGUGCGCCACAUCGCGCUGGAUUCUUCGCUUCGAUCAGCCGGCGAGCCAGUCUCAGGAAGGGCCCACCAUCGCCGCCGCGGGUACCCAAGAAGCUAAUUCAGACAAGCCCACCCCCGCCGCCUGCACGCCCUGUACAGGUGAACAGCGCACCGAGCGUACGCGGAGGACCGCGCGCGCUGCCGAAUCGCCUUGGGAGAUCUAAGACAGUCUCUACUUCACCUCCGGAAGUCCAUCUAAAGCAUCAGCCACAUCAAGCGCCUCCUGUCACUCUCACGAGGAGCGAAACAACAAGCACACACCGCCAGAGCGAAAGCGCCGUUCAUCGGCCGUCGCUGCUCCGUCGCUCCGUCGCUCCUCCUCCUCCCACGUUAUCUGGACCCGAAUUCGAGAGGCAGCUGGAGGAACUGUCCGCCCUUCUGCCUCAUGCGGAUAAAGAUGUGCUGGCUGGAUACCUCCGGCGAGCUGGUGAGAAUAUCCUCGCGAUUGGUCAGUACCUUGAGGACGACAAGAAUGGCUCGUUGAGGCACGACUAGCCCUCAUUCGUUCCUGGUAUGCGAGCUGCACUUUCCCUGACAUCUCACGCGUCCUUCUCUCGCUGAUUGCACUGUUAUCGACUUUUUUGAGUACAUUCCCGCACAUAUGUUUUAUUACAGCACAUCUCCUCAUGGACCCCUCUCAAACAUGCUCUCUACAGUUCGUACCUUCCCUAGCUUAUCGCUCUAACGUUAUUUCUUCGCACUACACGCUUUGAUAUCUGUACAUGCUCUCAUGCUACUCGUGUUGUCAGUCGAUCUUGAGGUUAAAUUGUCCGUAUAGAGUCACCUGCAGGCCUGAAGCCUCCGGAGGGGCGAGUUACACUUGGUUGCGCGAAAGCUCUCUGGCUGCCGCGUGGCCUCUGAUAUCGAGGCACAUUCCACUGCGUCGCUCCGCCGGGAGCGGUAGCGUUGGUUGCAGGCCGCCUAAUGCUGUUUAACAGACCCUCCACCUCGUUCGCGCUAUCUGACUGGUCGGACAACGUCGUAUUGGAGCGGGACCUGAAAGAGAGAUCCCCAGGUGCAGGAGCGUUGAAUGGCUGCCGCUGGAAUGUAUGACGAGAGGAGCUUUGAACGUUCGCAGCGCUGGAGUUGCUUGCUCCGCCUCGCCACGCGGCUCCACUGCGUCCUUGCUGCAUCGUACGGUUGACGAUAGGCGUUCGCUGGAUCCCAUUCGCUUCCAUUCCGCCAACAACGGCACCGACGUCCGCCAUCUGUGGGUUGUCUGCUGCUACAAUUCCCGCACCAUGGAAAACAUUUGCUUCUGCUGCUACAGACGCACCACGGCUGCCAGCGCUGUCGCCAGCGCCUUGAACAAGGCUUCCGGGCUGGAGUAAAGCCUUGCGCUUGA
Phanerochaete carnosa HHB-10118-sp is the source of this 2755-nucleotide messenger RNA. RefSeq lists its product as uncharacterized. The transcript is spliced from 5 exons. Bases 517 to 1905 code for a protein of 462 amino acids. The record is from RefSeq and is a predicted model, not a curated record. Lineage: Eukaryota; Fungi; Basidiomycota; Agaricomycetes; Polyporales; Phanerochaetaceae.